AUUCGAUCUCCUGUUUUACUCAGUCUCCUUCACAUCCAACAAAUCCGCUCAUAUCAGACCUGUUCAGCGUUAAAAUUGUUUACCCUUCUCAGUUUCAACAGCAUCUUAGCUAUUUCCUUUCCUUUCUGUAUCAUCAUCGUUACUUUCAUACAUUCUGUAAUUAAUAUAGCAAGAAAUACACCCAAAAACAUUUUUAUCCAAGAUUUUGAUGCUAAAAAUAUGACCCUUAAGGGUGGCACCAGCCAAGCUUGUGCUUCAUGCAAAUACCAGAGAAGAAAAUGCUCUACUGAGUGUCCUUUAGCCCCUUACUUCCCACCUGACCAACCAAAGAUGUUCCAAAAUGCUCAUAAAUUAUUUGGUGUAAGAAACAUUACUAAGAUGCUCGAAACUCUUGACGCCCCUCAAAAGCAAGAAGCAAUGCGUUCUAUCAUCUACCAAGCAAAUAUUCGCGAAAGGUUUCCUGUACAUGGCUGCUGGGGCAUCAUCUGUCAGCUUCAUUAUCAGAUUAGGCAAACUGAAGAAGAAAUACAUGCCGUACAUGCACAGCUUGAGAUGUACAGGCAACAUCAUCAGCAUCACAUCUCUUCUUUAACCGAUGAUGUGGCUUCGCAACUAGAAUUAGGUAUGGCUCCUCCUAAUAAUGCCCUUUCGCUUUUCGGUCACACUUCUACUCCUCAGCCUUACAAUGUGUCUGGCAUGCCUGUUUCCCAGCAGCAUUCCUACUCUAAUAGCAGUAAUGCUGGUUACAGCUCUGGUUACUUGGAUUCUAAGGAUCAUUUAUGGGUUCAGCAUCCGUAUGCUACUACUAAUAAUAACAAUACCAAUUCAAUGGCGAUUCAGUCUCAGUUGGUUGCGUCACAGCCACUAGCUAUCCAACAAGUUGUUCAAGAUUAUGAUGAGAUACAUCCGUUUUUCGACACUAUUGAUGAUAGGCAAUCUUACAUUGAUUCUAAAGAGCCUUACGACUCAAGUUCGGAAGAAUCAUUGAAGGACACGACACAGUCUAUUGAGCAUGUUGCCGAAAACGAAUUGAAGAGUGCUGCUGCAUGCUUUAGCCUUACCAGUGUCAAUUGAGCCACAUAAACUGAUUAGCCUUUUCUAUUUUGAUAGUUUUAAUUAAUCAAUGAGCUCAAGAAUAGUACUGAUGAUGUCAAAUCUUUCAUUUUUCCUUUCUUUUUUCUUUUUGGACAUUUCCCUUAAUCCACAUCAUAGAGUACAUUCUACAGUUUUGAACCUUUUUCCCCCUCCUGUAGAACUUUUAUAAUUGAUUUUAGAAUCAAUAGUUUAAUUUAUUAAGUCUUCUUGUUUCAAUAACUGAAAUCUUCCUUGGGUGCCUGGAGGCUGGUCAAAUUCUUGCGGAACAAUAUAUGCUAUGGGGAUGAUCAGCUAAUUAUUUGACAAA
Molecule: messenger RNA, 1402 nt
Organism: Ricinus communis (castor bean)
Lineage: Eukaryota; Viridiplantae; Streptophyta; Magnoliopsida; Malpighiales; Euphorbiaceae
Product: LOB domain-containing protein 27
Exons: 2
Coding region: 220-1074 (284 amino acids)
Source: RefSeq, a predicted model, not a curated record